AUGUCACAACGAGUUGUCUUGGUCACUGGUGCAGCUGGCGGUAUCGGCAAAUGCGUAGCCGAACUUAUUGAUAAAAAGAAAUACAAACUCCGUUUAAUGAUAAGAUCAAAGACGAACAAGAAACAAACCGACGCGAUUGGUUCGUUCGGUGAAAUUGUCGAAGGUACUUUGGACAAUUUCGAAGGGUUGAAACAAGUAUUUGCAGGCGUUGAUACGAUUAUUCAUCUGGCUGGUGUGCCCGAUGCAAACGCGACAUGGGAGUCAUUGCGUGCCGCAAACAUUGACGGGGCCUACAAUGUGUUUGUGGCAGCCAGAGCAGCUGGUGUUAAACGCGUCGUUUUCGCCAGCUCGAUUCACGCGAUUUCGGGCAGUCCGCGUGAUUUCCAAGCAAAAACGAACGAGCCGGUGAACCCUGGAGAUCUUUAUGGUGUGACCAAAUGUUUCGGCGAAGCACUGGCUCGGUACAUGGCCGAACAAGAGGGCCUGUCGGCGAUCGCCGUUCGAAUCGGAGCAUUUCAGCCGCACGCAAGUGCAAGAAAGGAAGAUGGUGGCCUGUGGAUGAUGGACGCGUGGCUGUCUCAGCGGGACUGCGUGCACCUGUUCGAAUGCUGCAUCGACGCUCCUGCCGAUCUCAAGUUUGCCAUUGUUCACGGUCUGUCGAAAAACACCUUUCAACGAAUGGACAUAACGAGCACAUGUCAUCUUCUCGGGUAUAAACCACAGGAUAAUUUUACCAGCGAAUAUCCCUCUUUGAAACCGUACAAUCUGGAGGAGAAGAUAGUUGCACACAACGUCUGGUAAGUCAUUCUUAUCAUCCUUUUCUGUUUUACCUUUCAUGUAUGUGUGUUUAGGGAUCCCGAGCAAAAAUCUGGCUUGCGAGACCAACUCCCAACUAUGGAAAGGGAUGGCAAAAAGAAAUGAACACACACACGGAUAGCUUCUGAACACAUAUUUUCUCAUUCUAACUCUAUAAUUACUAAUCACUCAAACAACUGCACUGUCUUAUUUAAAAAUACAAGAAUAGUUUUGAUUUGAAUAAAGAUCAAAGGCAUAUUUUUCAUACCAUUUGUCUGAGAAUGGAUCGCGCUUAACCAUGUAGUUUAAUGUAGUUUUAUUAAAGAAAGGAUCAUUUCGAUUUCUAGUCGAUAUUGAUGAUGUAAUGAGUGCAACUAAAAUUUCAUUGGAAUUAAACUUUUUCGAACACUAUAUAGCUUGACUAUGUUUUGCAGAAUAUCGAGGAGGGCAUACAAUUCUAUAAUUUUCUUUAUCUUACAAUCCUCUAAUGGGAG
Messenger RNA from Didymodactylos carnosus, 1289 nucleotides. Lineage: Eukaryota; Metazoa; Rotifera; Eurotatoria; Philodinida; Philodinidae. The record is from the annotation of a GenBank genome assembly.